AUGCGCUGGUUGACAGGGACAGUGGCAUCUGUGCAAUCUUCAUAUGAUAAUGGCUCUGAGCCGGAUAGUGUUCGCGUAUCGCCCAGUCGCGUUCUUCCUGGCAAAGAGCCAUAUUACUCGAAUCAAGACAUCGCUGUACUCCAUGCCGUCAUCGCAGCGGCCCAGGAGAAGCUCGACCAUGCUGCAGGCCCAAAACCGCUACCCGCCGCGGCGCUGUUCAGCGCAUAUGACGAAGUUCUCCCUCAACAUGGCGUCGAUCCGGAUUCUGAUCACCAUCUCUCGGCUUUUGUAUUCAGGAUCAGUGGCGAGGAGGGUGGUGGAAGCCUGCUGGACAAGUUUCAAUCAAUCCUCAACCGCAUAGGCAUCGUACUCGAAUUCAGCGACGACUCCCUUACCUCUCCGCACGGCUAUCCCGAGCAUCCUCUGUCUCCAAAUCCAAUAGAUACUGGUCACUGGUAUCCCGACGACCUCCCCAUCAAAGAAGACGACGAUUUUCCUCACAUGAGACAUCGGGCUUACAGCGCGACUUCCCUGGACAACGACUCUGCCCCCUCAAAAAAUCGAGCCCAGGAACCGAAGAAAAAUAAGCUUGAAAAAGAUGAUCUUCCCCAUGUCCAUGUGGAGGCAGAGGUAUACCCUUCGGCCCGGAUCUCGACAACCGCCACACGACACCCCGAUCCAUAUCAUUACUAUCCGAGUCCGUUGUUCGAUCACUUGCCUCUUGAUUCCCGUGCUGUAGGCGCCGGCACUCCUGACGACGACGCAAAAGUACACCUAUUGGCAAACUCGAAACGGAAUAAUCUAGCCCCGGGGUCAGAUGAACUUCCUGGAUCUAUCAAAGAUCAAGACCAAGAUCACCAAUCUAGUGAUAGAGGAGAGAAUGAAAAGAAAUUUCAAACUACUGCAAUACCAAACAAACGAAAUACCUCCGCGAAGACGGUCGAAAGAAAUCAAAAUAACGGCAAAAAUAACGGCAUAGAUAUGCCUGCAUCUCCCGACUAUAUACCCAAAGAUGCCCCCUUAGCAUUACCUUUAAUACAGGAUGGCCCUCUACCGGCCUUUCAUUCGCUAAAUGAGACUACCUUGUCGAGACAACAACAAGAACAGCUGCUAACAAGAGCGACUCGAGCUCGCGAGAUCUACUUGGCAAGCAAAGUGUUCAACCAUUGGGCAGACAGAACCGCAGGGCGACUUGAGCGGGAAGGCGUGGCCAGAAGACAUAUGAUUCGUUUUCGCUGUUUCCAGGGCUGGAGCUGUGCGCCAAGUUUGCGAUUCCCAGUUGUCGACCAGCUGAAAGCUCUCACAGCAGUUCAGAAACUACAACGUGCUGUGUCAUAUCAAGAAGAGCAACUCCGUCUUGCGGCAUCAGCCAUCUCUCAAAGCCAUCGUGCCAGGAUUGCUUCGCGUGUCUAUGAUCAAUGGUGCUCACAUCUGAUAUCACUCGCCUGCCGUCGGAAAAUGAACAAGAAGUCAAAGCAAAAUGCGAUUUUGGCAUGGAAAUCAAGUACCUCCAGCAAUGUCAUCAAGAGCCAAGCCAUCCGCAGAUUCAAUAAGCGUGAAGGCGUUAUUACCACACUCUCAAAAUUACAAGACCACGCGGUGCUGAAUAGUCGUCAAUUUCACACAGCUAGACAGAUAGGGUCGCUCCAGCUGCUGUUUGGGUACCUCACCGAAUGGAGAGAUCAGCUACAGGUCAAAUCGCGAUCAUCGGCAUAUUGCGUCAGGACCUCCAUUGCAACGAUUAGUCGAACCUUCCAAAAUUGGAACCUAUUGGUACGAGUGCAAGCAUAUCGAUGGAACGCAGAUUUCAUAUCUGUAACACGAGCUCUUGAAAGCUGGCGAAGGCAUUAUAUACAAGAAGAGUGGAGGCGAAACGUGACUGCGAAUCACCUAAAGUCAUACCAGAUAUCAAAUGCCCUACAUAUCCUACGACGGUCCAGCAACCUCGAAGCGCAGCGGUCGCAUCUAAGUAGUCGAGCUAGGCUGUUCAUUGUCACAACACAGGUAUUGCCCAUCGUGGACUCUGCUGUGGAAAUGCGAAAAGCCCAGAUGAAGGAGUUGAUUAGGCGUUAUUUGAUGAUGAGAUAUACAGAGGUCUCUUCCGCAAGGAAAAAGCGAAACUUCUAUGAGGCUUUCGACCACUGGCGAGCCAUGACAGCUCAGGCCAUAUCCGACAAUGACGUUGUUAUCCUUUACAACUCAAAAUACUAUUAUGGUCAGCUUGACCUCGCCCUAACAAAAUGGAACAACCAAGCUGGAGAAGAUUUGGAAGUUCAGUUGGCUACAAAUCGACACUAUGCGCAGGCCAUGCUAACAACUUGGGCUGAUGCUGCCAAAGAGCAAGAGCGGAUGGAUAUGGAAUCAGUUGACAUCUGGGCCACCCGCAGGCAACGGCAGCACCUCAAAGCGUGGUCUAUUUCCACACUGCAGCGAAGUGGGCAAGCUCAUACAGCAACCAAAGCACUGCAAAGAAGACAGAAUAAACAGGACAGUGCGGCUAGGCCGAUGGAAACACCAACACGCUGGACCGGCAUGCCGUUGAACAUGUCCUUCCCCAUGUCGGCAAAACCAUUAGCCUCGUGGCGAGAACUUGAUGAAGAAUCGGCCACUUCUAGCGAUACGGAGGAGGUGGGAAUGUUGAAAUCUCCAAGCAAACCUCCCUCAAAUACAGGACGUAUAACUUUGCCAUCUACUACACCCCGGGGUCCGGUGCCACUACACUUGAAUAUUAAAGCUAUGAGAGGAGAAACCUCACCUCAACGUUGGAGCAACGGCGAAACUAACUCGAGACCAAAGCCGGAUCUAACUCAAGACACACCUCGUGGACCACAAUCAACCCCAAAGCCCAAGUUUGGCAGGUCUCUCGGUGACUUUGGUCGUUCUAUACCAGCACCACCAUCCAAUCCGAACGUGCGAUCAGCAAUAAGUUACAAGCAGUUGAAGAGUGUAUCGCUACAUUCGGCCGAACAACGCUCAAAGGCAGGGCAGCUGUACGAGUCAUUCCCAGCAGACAAACAAAGCCCGUCUAAAAAGGAAGUUGACAAAUCAAGCUUUCAAGUUUCAUAA
Messenger RNA from Trichoderma breve, 3066 nucleotides. Its product is annotated as sfi1 spindle body protein domain-containing protein. The transcript has 4 exons. NCBI's taxonomy places the organism in Eukaryota, Fungi, Ascomycota, Sordariomycetes, Hypocreales, Hypocreaceae. The coding region runs from base 1 to 3066 and encodes 1021 amino acids. The record is from RefSeq and is a predicted model, not a curated record.